AUGACGCAUUGUAGAUGGAACAAUGUUUAUCGCAGAACUUUUAAUCGAUCUGUUGCCGGUUACAGCACAGUCAAGCAAGAGUUGGUGACGCCAGUACAGAGCCACGAUGUAGAUACCACGCCGUAUCGUAAGCCGGUUAUGAGAAUAGGUGAUCGAGGUGUGGAAAUAGUGGGAGAUCUUUCAAAUGAACCGGUAGAAAGAGAGUUACAGAGCGAUGUGCUGAACUCGCCACCUCAAAUUGACAAAAAUAGCUUUAAGGAUUAUAUAGAGAUACCUAAAAAGGGGCUAAUAUCAACAAAGAACAUACGUAUAUGCUCAAAUGGGAUUAUACCAUUCAAACAAUACGUAGAAGGCAGCCCGAAUGCGCACAACUACCCAUUGACCCUGCUGCCAAGGAAGCAUUCCGAAAAACUAGGAGGAGACAUUUUGGUAACCACCUAUGCCGUGCACGAAAAGGACUACCGCAUGGAAGGGGGAAGACGAAUAAUGCUUAGUGCACUACCAACAUUAAAAAUACACCCUUGUGAAGUAUUGUUACAGAAAAUAUACGGAAAGACCUCACUGCUAGUCAUAUUCUCUGGAGACCCACCAUACGCAGACGCUAAAGCAGCACUGGAGUGGAAGAAGGCUGUCGACUUCGAAGUACCAAUACAUAUGCUACUAAACUAUCCAUGUCCAGUCGGUAUGACCUACUUUCAUAAACGAUAUGUAAAAGCACUCGCGACAUCGCUAGUGGAACAUUGCGCAUUCAGCUGCAUAGCACGUAAUAUGAGUGAACAAGAGACAGUGAUACUGCACCAAUACCGACGCCAGUUCAGCAGCAUAGUGCUGCUGGACAGGUUCGGCUAUAUACGCUGGCACGCUGCAGGAAAACCCACCAGAGAGGCCAAGUACCUGCUGAAGGAGGCAUACGAAAAUCUGCAACGAGAAAUAUAA
Messenger RNA from Babesia sp. Xinjiang, 936 nucleotides. RefSeq lists its product as uncharacterized. The record is from RefSeq and is a predicted model, not a curated record. The coding region runs from base 1 to 936 and encodes 311 amino acids. Lineage: Eukaryota; Apicomplexa; Aconoidasida; Piroplasmida; Babesiidae. The transcript has 3 exons.